ACUCGCCGCGAUGAUUCCGAUGUCUCUUGUGCUGGUGGUGAUGGGCGGGUGGACUGCGGUCUACCUGAUGGACUUGGUGUUGAAGUCGUCUGUCAAUUUUAAGCAUUCCUAUGAAGACUGGCUGGAAAACAACGGGUUGAACAUCUCCCCUUUUCACAUAAGAUGGCAAACUGCUGUUUUCAAUCGUGUGUUUUACAGUUGGGGAAGGCGGAAAGCGAGGAUGCUUUACCAGUGGUUCAAUUUUGGAAUGGUGUUUGGAGUGAUUGCCAUGUUUAGUUCUUUUUUCCUCCUUGGAAAAACUCUAAUGCAGACUUUGGCACAAAUGAUGGCCAACUCUCCCUCUAUUUAUUCUUCUUCAUCCUCCUCCUCAUCUUCUUUGUCCUCUUCCUCUUCUUCCUCCUCUUCCUCCUCUUCCUCUUCUUCCUCCUCUUCCUCCUCCUCUUCAGUUCACAGCGAGCAGAUGCUACAAGUUGUGGUCCCGGGUAUAAAUUUACCCGUCAACCAGCUGACCUAUUUCUUUGCUGCAGUCCUGAUUAGUGGUGUUGUACAUGAGAUUGGACAUGGAAUGGCAGCUAUUAGGGAACAAGUUCGAUUCAAUGGCUUUGGAAUUUUUCUCUUCAUUAUUUAUCCUGGAGCAUUUGUUGAUCUGUUUACUACUCAUUUACAACUUAUAUCACCAGUCCAGCAACUAAGGAUAUUUUGUGCAGGUAUCUGGCAUAAUUUUGUCCUUGCACUCUUGGGUAUUUUAGCUCUUAUUCUCCUCCCAGUAGUUCUCUUGCCAUUUUACUACACUGGAGUUGGAGUGCUUAUUACUGAAGUUGCUGAGGACUCACCUGCCAUUGGAGCCAGAGGCCUUUUUGUGGGAGACCUUGUCACCUAUCUGCAGGAUUGUCCUGUUACCAAUGUGCAAGAUUGGAAUGAAUGUCUAGAUACCAUCGCAUAUGAGCCUCAGAUUGGAUACUGUAUAAGUGCAUCAACUUUACAACAACUAAGCUUCCCUAUAAGAGUGUACAAACGACUAGAUGGUUCCACUGAAUGUUGUAACAAUCACAGCCUCACGGAUGUGUGCUUUUCCUACAGAAAUAAUUUUAAUAAACGUUUGCAUACAUGUCUACCAGCUCGGAAAGCAGUGGAAGCCACUCAAGUCUGCAGAACCAAUAGAGAUUGUAAAAAAAGCUCAAGCUCAAGUUUCUGUAUUGUACCUUCUUUGGAAACUCACACUCGCUUAAUUAAAGUGAAGCACGCACCUCAAGUUGAUAUGUUGUACAUAGGACAUCCACUGCACCUCAGCGACGCAGUGAGUAUCACCAGUUUUAUUCCACGUUUCAACUUCCUAAGCAUAGAUCUGCCUGUGAUUGUAGAGACUUUUGUCAAGUACCUGAUUUCACUCUCCGGAGCUCUGGCUAUUGUUAAUGCAGUGCCCUGCUUCGCUUUGGAUGGACAGUGGAUUUUAAACUCUUUCCUGGAUGCCACUCUGACCUCAGUGUUUGGAGAUAGUGAUGUCAAAGAUCUGAUAGGAUUUUUCAUCUUGCUUGGGGGAAGUGUGCUUUUGGCUGCCAACGUGACCCUGGGACUCUGGAUGGUUACAGCACAGUAAUAUUUCCAAUCUUCCAGCAGAAUCUCUGAGUUACAGUGUACAACUGUAUGGUAAUAUUUCUUGCCAUGCAAACUUUCCUUGGUAUGAAAUAUAAAGUAUUUUUUUCCAUUUACAUGUUAUCUGACAACUUUGAGCUCCUCAUAUGUCCAGAGUAUACAAACACUGGGGUAGGGAUAAACAUAGGAAAUGGAAGGCAUAAUCCCUGACUACCUUCCAGUUUUGAAGACUGAACAUACACACCAGAGGCUUUUAGAACAAUUUCCUGCUGGGUGAAAAUUUAUGUAAUACCAUUUUUCUUGACUAUAUAUCUUGUUGAAAUAGUGUAAAGGAGAACAGAAAUGAGUAGAAUUAAUAGAAAAAAAAUCUUCUUGAAAAGUUUUCAGCAGUUUUUGGGAAAAAAAAAAAAAAACUUCAUCAAUUAGAAUUUGAAGGAAACCAAUUCUGGCCAGAUGGAAGAGUGAGUGUUUUCUUGGCCUAUAUAUCUUGUCCUUUUCCUUGUUGGAAAAGUGUUUUUAAAUUUAAUGGUAUAUUAUUUUAUACUUUGAAAAUUGGAGUCUGGUUGCAAUUAAAUUAAUAAAACUCAAUAAAGAAUCUGCCAGUGUGAAAAGGAAAAUAAAUAAAGAAGUAGGACCAGUGAUAACAGGAAAUAUAUUUUGCCCCAUAAGAGAUGCAUCUUUGAUAAUGUAUAUUCAUGCCCUCAUGAGGCAGCACUAGCUUUUACAUUCAGAGUGGACUCCAAGUAAGUGUCUCAUGCCUGCAGCAUGUAAAAUGAGGUUGUAAUGGCUGAGCUGCAGAACUGAGCCAGGUCUUCUGACAGAUCACAGGUGUCUCUGUUGGUUACCAGUCUCUAUAGGGCUUUGAAGUUUGGAACCCUUCCAAGGCAUACUGUAUACCUUUUCAGUUGUGUUGCUGAGGCCUUAUGGAAUAUAGCUCUUGGGUUCCUGUCUUCAGGAAGGAACCACUUUAAGCCCUGAUGCAUGUACUGUCCUCACCAGGUGCCCCCGCAUUACACUAUGCUGAAUAACUAAACACCUAGCCCUUGCUUUUUUUCUUUCCCCUAAGCUUACCCUGUGAGUUCACUGACGACUUUGUAGCACAGUCAAAAUGGCUGGCUACACAUGAAUACAAAUGUGGGCUUGCCAGAGCUUGGAACUGACUAAAGCCCAAAAGAAACCCAUCUGCUUCCAGAUAUUUUGGAAUUGAGAUAGCACCUGGAAAUUUAGAAAGUUGAUAGGACUUUGUAAAGACAUUGCUAUUAGAAGUGUAUGAGCAUGCUAAUUCUUUGCACAAAACUUCUCAUAUUCACUGAAGAAGUGACAAAAGGCAGUAUUCAUUGACAGCUAUCCAAGUGAGAUAUUUCAUGGAGUUACUAUUUUCAGAUCAUUGAGUUGCUUUGUGAGCAUUAAGUCUACAUAAAAAAAAAUAUAUUAUUUUGCUUUAAGUGAAUGUUUACAAGUCAAGUAGUCUCUCAUACAACAAUUUAUAUAUACCUUGCUAUAUACUCUUAUACUAUAUACUGUAAUGAGGCAUCACACUCAUUCUCUCCACCUUCUGUUUCCGUGUCCACUCAGCCAACUUCUGACCCCCUCUGCCCUUUCAUCUCCACUUCAGACAGGAGCUGCCCACAGUGUCAUGUGUCUACUUCAUCCAAGAAGCUCACUCCUCACCAGUAUCAUUUUAUGUCUUAUAGUCUAGUCUAAUCCCUGUCUGAAGAGUUGGCUUUGGGAAUGGUUCCUGUCUUGGGCUCAGAGAAGGUCUGGGACCAUGACUCUGGGGUCCUUCUGGUGUAAGUCAGACCAUUAAGUCUGGUCUUUUUAUGAGAAUUUGAGAUCUACAUCCCACUGUUCUCCUGCUCCUUCAGGGAUUCUCUGUCGUGUUUCCUGUCGGGGCAGUCAUUGGUUGUAGCUGGGCACUGUCUAGUUCUUCUGGUCUCAGGCUGAUGUCCUGUCUGAUUUAUGUGGCCCUUUCUGUCUCUUGGGCUCAUUAAUUACCUUGUAAAUCUACGUUUUUAAGAAAAUCUUUUAAAAUAUUAGUACAAAUAUGCUUUUCUUCUUAAAUAAUAAUUAUAUGGUGGAUAUAAUUUUAACUUUUUAUUAGUGACUCUGGAUCAUCAGUUCAUACCAGUGCUAAUUAUUAACCAGAUAAAUUGUUGGUUCAUUUCGGGAAAAUAUGACAUUUGUUCUAACAUUUGGUAGAUGGUCAUUUGUGAUCAGAUUUUAGUAGCAUAGUAUUUUCCAAGUUUGUUCAGGUAAUAAAGGUAGGAUAUGUCAUGCGAUACCUAUGUAAUCCUAUUUCAUUAACUUAAAGCAGUUUUCUAAUAAAAAUGCUGCCUAUAUCUAAGUCAAUGUUUUAAAAUUUAAGAAAAAAUUUUAUACAUUAGCUGUUGUUUGUUUCUGUCCCCACCCCCCGAAAAAAACCCGCGUGUUACCUCAGUAUUGCUUAUUCUAAACACAUUAGUCUGUUUAAUCCAUAGAAUCGGGGUUCAGGAAUGACUGCACUAUAAAAUUGAGCAGGUCAGUAUCAUUUGUAUAGAAAUGGCAGCAUUGCAUAAGAAAGGAAAUGUGGGCUUGCUCCUUCAGCUUCAUUAUAACAAGGACCAUAUCAUAUUCGUGUUUAUAUUCUUGGCACAGUACAGGAAAUGUAAGUGCUCAAUAAAUGUGGCUGAAUUGUGUAUUGUUAGUGUUGUUUAUGGAACAGAAAAGCAUGUUUCUGUUCAAUUAUUACUGAAUAUUUGCUAUAAAUGUAUGUUAAUGUAAAAAAUAAUUUGAAGGUGUUUGUUCCCCUAGUGUAUUAUCUUUUUUUACAGAAAUAAUCCAUUUUGGUUUCUGCACAGUGAUUAGGACAAUGAACUACUUUGGGGAUUUAAGAAAGUAUAUUGUUACUUAACAAUAAAAUGUUAUUCUCAGCACUGUUUACAUU
Molecule: messenger RNA, 4516 nt
Organism: Loxodonta africana (African savanna elephant)
Lineage: Eukaryota; Metazoa; Chordata; Mammalia; Proboscidea; Elephantidae
Product: membrane-bound transcription factor site-2 protease-like
Exons: 11
Coding region: 11-1597 (528 amino acids)
Biological process (GO): membrane protein intracellular domain proteolysis; regulation of response to endoplasmic reticulum stress
Cellular component (GO): membrane; cytoplasm
Molecular function (GO): metalloendopeptidase activity; protein binding
Source: RefSeq, a predicted model, not a curated record